This is a messenger RNA of Petromyzon marinus (sea lamprey), 2527 nucleotides long. It is a transcript of the gene MSRB1, whose product is annotated as methionine sulfoxide reductase B1. Gene Ontology annotation, cellular component: nucleus. Gene Ontology annotation, biological process: protein repair. Gene Ontology annotation, molecular function: peptide-methionine (R)-S-oxide reductase activity. Lineage: Eukaryota; Metazoa; Chordata; Hyperoartia; Petromyzontiformes; Petromyzontidae. The record is from RefSeq and is a predicted model, not a curated record.
UUCCGGCAACUCCGUUCGCUACGUUCGCGAAUUGCCUAAUCUCCGAGCGGUUAUUAACAGCCGUGACCGCUACGCGGUGUCUUCCUCGAAAGAAGUUUAAAAAAAUAAAAAAAAUUCUCCCCCGCCGAUGUUAUUUCUUACGUAAGCCGCCGAGAGCGCGUUUACACAAAGACACCACCAACCAGCACCACCAGCAGCACACAGAAACAGACAGACAGAGAGCCCAGAGGGCCCGGUGUUACCCACCGCUUGUGUAGCUCGAAGCUUAACUUUGUUGUCACGCGGCGAAGAUGUCCUUCUGUACGUUCGACGGCGGGGAGAAGUACAAAGAUCACUUUAAAGUUGGCGUCUACGUGUGCUCCCAGUGUGGCUACGAGCUGUUCUCCAGCAAGGCCAAAUACGAGCACUCGUCACCCUGGCCGGCAUUCACCGAGACCAUGCACCCGGACAGCCUGAGCAAAUGCGAGGAGCGGCCUCGGGCACUCAAGGUGUCGUGCGGCAAGUGUGGCAACGGCCUGGGCCACGAGUUCCUGAAUGAUGGUCCCAGCGCCAGGCAGAGCCGCUUCUGAAUAUUCAGCCACUCCCUCAAGUUCGUCGCCAACGACAAAGCUGAAGGGACCCGUGGCAAGUAAGGCGGCGGCGACGGCGGCGACGGCGGCGACGGCGGCGGCGGUACACGAUGGCCAGGGAGGUCACCUCGUUCCGCAAGUGCCACCGACGGACGGCUCGCAACAAAGAGGGUGGUGGUGCAACGAGUCUCAAUCUUCUCAACCUCGGCGGCGGCAGCGGCAGCAGUAGCGGCAGCGGUAGCAGCAGCAAGAGCGGCAGCAGCAGCGGCAGCAGCAGCAGCAGCAGCGGUAGCAGCAGCAGUAGCAGCAGCAGCAAAAGAACGCCAAGGCUCCCAACGCAGCGAAUCCCUGAGCGGCAGGCCCGGGCUGGGGGGUGGACUUCUACGGCACCGUGCGUAGUCGACCGUGAUAAUCGGACGUGCGUAGCGUGCUCCCCACCAGAGCAUUAAACUGCCCCCCCCCCGCCCCCCCCCUCAUUUUUUUAAUUCUCCCUCUUCCCCCCUUCUCUACAAAGCCGUCGCUAAUUUAGAUCGGGGGGGGGGGGAGGGGGUUAUCGGAGCCGCAUGUGGCUCCUUCAGGACUCGCUUCACGGCUCUUGCGAAAUGCAGGGCGCUUUCACCUUUUUUGCCGAAUUCGGACACGGAUUUGCUCCUCUUGUUAUUUCGCUUUGCAUAACCCCUGGCCACGGGGGUUCCAGUUCACCGUGGGAGUCCAGCUCACCAUGGCGAGGAGUUGGCAGCCUCCGGCUCCUACGUCAUCUAUCAAGGGACCGGCAACGUGUCGUUGGCUUCCCGUUGCGUUGUUGCGGCUCUUGAAAAUAUUUGCGUUUUUUUUUGUUUUACCGACGCCCUUGGGGUUCACGGCGAGACUUGCAGAGAACUGUUGGGUGGGGCGGGCGGAGGCGGAGUCGGGUCACUCUUCAAUUGUGGCCUAGUCUCCCCCCCCCCCCCCCCCCGUUGUUAAAAGGAGAGAAACGUGUGACCCCCCAGCCACCCCCCCCCCCACCUCCGUCUUUAGCACCUCUCCCGUGACUCCCCCCCUCCACCUCUCCACCUCUCUUCUACCUCGGGAGGUUGUGGGCCCGGUGCCAAUGGAGGCGACGAGGGCUGGGUUCGAUUCCCGACUCGGGGCACCUCUCUCUCUCUCUCUCUCGCUCUCUCUUCCGCGCCCACCCCCCCUUCCCCGUGCCACCUUCCAUCCCCGUGGCGCGUGGGGUUUCCGCCUCGCACGGAUGAAACCAGUUUAAUUAAAAAAAACAAACAACAAUCCCCAUACAUGCGACCGGUAUUGAUUGACUUAUACGUAGCGUUGCUGACAAAUGACGUGCUAAUUCCUCGUGCUCAAUUGGGAUUACACGGAGCGACGUCGCCCCCGCCCCCGGGUAAACGAGCGAAACAACAGCGAUAAAAAAAUAUAUAAUUCCUAAUCGGGGCUCUCGCAGUAGCCGCCGCAAGGUCUGCUUCGGGGAGCUUGGAAGGCUUCGUAACCGAAGGAGCGGUGGGUUGGGGGGGGGGCCCGCCGCCGCCCCCGCCCCCGCCGCCGCCGCUCUUCUUCCACGGCCGUGUGGUCACGGCGAGACGUCACUCCGUGAUGCGCCCCUUGGGCAAACCCUGACGCCAUCAGGGCCCCGCGGGCACGGAGGUCGUGUGACGCUCGCCCGUCGCCAUCGCCGCCGUCUCCUCCCGGCUGCCGUUGUCCGUCGUGAAGACGACGACGUGAGACCGCCCCCCCCCCCCCGCCCCCCCCCCCCCCCCCGAAAAAGGAAAUGUUUUUUUUAUUUUAAAUGUAUAAAAUGGCUCAACGCUUUAGAAACGAUGUAGGUCGCCUGUCUGGUGUUUCGGAGGGUCACGGCGCGGGCCCUGGGCAUUGCAGGCUUAGCAAAACGAACGCAACGCGCGGGGUCUGGUGCGCGCCAAAGUCGUUCCCGGUACGUGCCCGGGAGUGACCUGACGGGCAAA